GAUAAAGUUGAAAAAAAAUUAAAUAGUUAAUACUCUGCAAUCAAAAUGCCAGUUCAGUGUACAACAAAUUGUGGAAAAAAUGCUAUUCUCAAAAGACCCAAGACUGGACAUGCUUUAUGUAAAGAAUGUUUUUUCUUGGCUUUUGAAAAUGAAAUUCAUAACACUAUUGUAGAAGGUAAAUUAUUCAAACUUGGUGAUAAAGUUGCUAUUGGAGCAUCAGGUGGAAAAGAUUCUACAGUACUUGCAUAUGUGUUGAAAACUUUAAAUGAACGUUACAAAUAUGGAAUUGAACUGUUUCUUUUAUCCAUUGAUGAAGGAAUUACUGGGUAUAGGGAUGAUAGUUUGAAAACUGUUCAACAAAAUAAAGAUGAUUAUGGGUUACCAUUGAAAAUAUUAUCUUAUAAAGAAUUAUAUGGAUGGACAAUGGAUGAAAUUGUAGCAGAAAUUGGAAAAAAGAAUAAUUGUACAUUCUGUGGAGUUUUUCGAAGACAAGCAUUGGAUAGGGGUGCUGCUUUAUUGAAUGUAGAUUGUAUUGCAACAGGACAUAAUGCAGAUGACAUAGCAGAAACAGUAUUAAUGAAUAUCUUACGUGGUGACAUUGCAAGAUUACAAAGAUGUACUUCAAUUAUCACAGCAGGAGCUGAUUGCAUUAGACGAUGCAAACCAUUGAAAUAUGCUUAUGAAAAAGAGAUAGUAAUGUAUGCAUAUUUUAAACAUUUGGUGUAUUUUUCAACAGAAUGUGUAUUUGCACCAAAUGCAUACAGAGGACAUGCAAGAACAUUUCUUAAAGACCUAGAAAAAAUUAGACCUUCUGCUAUAUUGGAUAUAAUUCAUUCUGGAGAAACAUUACAAAUUAAAGAUACUGUUAAAAUGCCCGAACGACGAAAUUGUUCUCGUUGUGGAUUUAUUUCAAGCCAGGAAAUAUGUAAAGCUUGUAUCAUGUUGGAAGGUUUGAACAGAGGAUUACCGAAACUCGGUAUUGGAAAAUCUACUAAAGUGAAACGAAUAAUGGAUUCAAAUGUAAAUAAAGAUCAGGGAGGGAGUAAAGUUAAAAGUGAUGAUAAAAAUAGAUUAAAAAAUAUAGAUUUCUGACGUUUUUUUAUAUAUGUACUAUUAAAUUUUAAUAUAUGAUGCUGUGACGUUCAGUAUCGUACUUUUCAUUCUACUAAUAAUAAUCUGGAUGUUAGACGAUAUAUGCUGCAGCUUUUUGUGUAAUUGGUACCCUACAAACAGGGCAAUCAUUGAGAAUAUCAUCAGAACAAUCUUCGCAU
Messenger RNA from Osmia bicornis bicornis, 1271 nucleotides. It is a transcript of the gene Ctu1, whose product is annotated as cytoplasmic tRNA 2-thiolation protein 1. The transcript has 7 exons. Gene Ontology annotation, biological process: tRNA wobble position uridine thiolation. The coding region runs from base 46 to 1092 and encodes 348 amino acids. Gene Ontology annotation, molecular function: tRNA binding. Lineage: Eukaryota; Metazoa; Arthropoda; Insecta; Hymenoptera; Megachilidae. Gene Ontology annotation, cellular component: cytosolic tRNA wobble base thiouridylase complex; mitochondrion. The record is from RefSeq and is a predicted model, not a curated record.